This is a messenger RNA of Gracilinanus agilis (Agile Gracile Mouse Opossum), 1413 nucleotides long. RefSeq names its product katanin catalytic subunit A1 like 2 (gene KATNAL2). The transcript is spliced from 14 exons. Gene Ontology annotation, molecular function: ATP binding; ATP hydrolysis activity. The coding region runs from base 16 to 1413 and encodes 465 amino acids. NCBI's taxonomy places the organism in Eukaryota, Metazoa, Chordata, Mammalia, Didelphimorphia, Didelphidae. The record is from RefSeq and is a predicted model, not a curated record.
CUCGAAACUAUUCUGAUGGAAUAUGAGAGUUAUUAUUUUGUAAAAUUCCAGAAAUAUCCUAAAAUUGUCAGAAAGGCAGUUGAAACUGGAUUUGCAGAAGAAAACAAGAUGCCUCGAAAUGGAAAGUUCAGAAGGGUGGUGAGUGACACUUCUCAGAAUCUUCCUAGGAUCCACCUGCAUCGGCCCCAGUCAAAGAGGAUAUCCGGGAAGUCCCUGGAGCCCAAAGCACCCAACAAGGAGAUCGCCAAGCAGGAUUUUGAUAAUACAGCUUCUUUGGAGUGUACUGACUUUGGUUUAAAUAUAUCAGGAAUCAGAGGCAAUGGGGGUGAAAAUUCCGCCAGAAGGGGUCCAGAAAUUGACUUCCACGGGUUGAUCACAGAUGCUAUGAAAGGAACAACCAAUGAAAUAACCUUAAAUGGUUUUGACUAUAAUCCAGAACCUUCAGUACGAUUACCAAAACCUCUAAGUGCAUUUAUUGGCAUGAAUAGUGAGAUGAGAGAACUCGCGGCUGUUGUAAGCAGGGACAUUUAUCUUGAAAAUCCCAACAUAAAGUGGAAUGACAUUAUUGGACUUGAUGCAGCCAAGCAGUUAGUCAAAGAGGCUGUUGUGUAUCCUAUAAGGUAUCCACAGCUGUUUACGGGGAUUCUUUCCCCAUGGAAAGGACUAUUACUUUAUGGCCCUCCAGGUACUGGAAAGACUCUGCUGGCUAAAGCUGUGGCUACUGAAUGCAAAACAACCUUCUUUAAUAUUUCUGCAUCCACCAUUGUCAGCAAGUGGAGGGGUGAUUCUGAAAAGCUCGUACGGGUGUUAUUUGAACUUGCUCGGUAUCAUGCCCCUUCAACAAUUUUUUUGGAUGAGCUCGAGUCAGUAAUGAGUCAGAGAGGUACUGCUCUUGGGGGAGAACAUGAAGGAAGUCUUCGGAUGAAAACAGAAUUGCUCAUGCAGAUGGAUGGAUUGGCCCGAUCUGAAGAUCUUGUCUUUGUUUUAGCAGCUUCCAAUCUGCCUUGGGAGUUAGACUGUGCGAUGUUACGCCGCCUGGAGAAGAGGAUUCUGGUGGAUCUCCCUACCAAUGAGGCGAGACAAGCCAUGAUCCGCCAUUGGCUGCCUGCUGUGAGCAACAAUGGCGGCAUAGAGCUCCAUGCUGAACUGGAGUAUGGUCUGCUGGGCCAGGAGACCGAGGGCUACUCUGGCUCAGACAUCAAACUAGUCUGCAAAGAAGCAGCCAUGCGACCUGUGCGAAAAAUCUUUAAUGCACUUGAAAACCUCCAAACAGAGAACAGCAAUUUACAUGCCAUCCGGCUGGACACCGUGACUACCGCAGACUUUCUGGAUGUGAUGACCCACACCAAACCUUCUGUAAAGAAUUUGAUUGAGAAAUAUUCAGCCUGGCAAAGCAACUAUGAAUCCCUCUGA